Messenger RNA from Nicotiana tabacum (common tobacco), 567 nucleotides. The record is from RefSeq and is a predicted model, not a curated record. Lineage: Eukaryota; Viridiplantae; Streptophyta; Magnoliopsida; Solanales; Solanaceae.
AUGAGGGAGUCUCUCUUUGAUCCUAGAAUCUACAGAAGAAUUAUGGGCAAGCUCAAUUUCUUAUGGCAUACAAGACCUGAUAUUGCAUACUCAGUCCAACACCUUAGUCAGUUUCUUCAAGCUCCUCAAGUUUCUCACAUGUUGGCUGUUAUAUAUUUCUUGAGGUAUCUGAUGAAUGCUCCCGAUUUAGCUAUUUUCCUUCCUAAGUCUACUGAUCUUUCUCUUUUAACUUACUCUGAUUCUGACCGGGCUACUUAUGCCCACACUCGAAGGUUUGUUACUAGGUAUUACAUAACAUUAGGGGGUUGUCCCAUCUCUUGGAAGAACAAGAAACAACCUACCAUAUCUCUCUCAUCUGCUAAGGCAAAGUAUAGAGCUCUAUGGAAAGUAGUUGCUGAGAUCUCAUGGCUUGUUCAACUACUGGCUGAUCUUGAGUUGGUUAUUUUCAGCCCUGUUCCUCUGUAUUAUGAUAGCCAAGCUACCUUGCAUGUAGCCAAGAACCUAGUUUUUCAUGGGCGUACUAAACACAUUGAAGUUGAUUGCCGCUAUGUUCGGGAUAGCUUAUAA